GAAAAGCAACACAAAAAGGUUCCUCUUGGCCUGACUGACCAUUCAUGAAUCCGGAAUGAAUCUAUGCACAGUGAAAUUAGUUCUUCGUUUAUCUUCUAUAGUACCUCAUCGACAUUUUUGUAUUUUAUAAAUUGUAGGAUUCGUAAUUUCUUCUUUGAUGGUCCAAGCUAGGUGACACAACUUAAAAUUCACGAAGCUAUCAAAAGCUUUGGUUUAAAUAGCGGAUCGCCCACUAUGAGGAUAAAUGAAAAUACUUUACUGGAGGGAAAGAAGAUUGUUCUGGUGCCUUACAACUCAAACCACGUACCCAGGUACCACGAAUGGAUGGGCUCGGAGGAGCUGCAGAAGCUGACCGCUUCGGAACCGCUCUCGCUGGAGCAGGAGUUCGAGAUGCAGCGCAGCUGGAGAGAGGACGAUGACAAAUGCACCUUCAUCAUCCUCGACAAGCAGAAGUGGGAUGAGCCCACCGUGCCGGAGGAGCAGUGCAUGGUGGGAGAUGUGAACAUUUACCUGACCGAUCCCAGUGACCAAUCACUGGCAGAGGUGGAGAUUAUGAUCGCAGAGCCCAGCUACAGAGGAAGAGGGAUUGGGAAAGAGGUGACGCAGAUUAUGCUGUGCUAUGCUUUCACCAGACUGGGCAUCAGGAAGUUUGAGGCCAAAAUUGGCCUGGAUAACACAGUGAGCAUCGCCGUGUUCAAAAAGCUGGGCUUCGGAGAGCUCUCCGUCAGCGAGGCGUUUCGGGAGGUGACCCUGGGCAUGAAUGUUGAUGAAGCGGCGAACCCACUGUUGCUAUGCAACACAGACUUACAGGAGCACGAGUACAGGAAGGCUCGGGACAGUCGUCACUGAGCCACGCCCCCAAACCAGAACUCACAUGAUCUGGGAUUGUGACCUAUCAUCAUCAUCGUCAUCUCCACAGACGUCACAUGGUGUGGCGUGACCAAUCAUCUCUGCAGGGGCCUUGACUUGGACCACCCAAGUGCAAAACCAUCUGCCCCCCAACACUGUACACUACUGGCCUUCAGAUAGGGAAGGCCAGUAGGAAACUAACUGUAAUGAAAGCAGCGACGACCAUUAGUUAGAUUAGAUCGCUGUUGUUGGUGUAUCCUCUACCGAGAGACCAUAAGUCAGGGAGAUUCCGUCUCCGCAAUGUUCCAUUCAGUGUGUUACUGUGUCAGCUCGGGGUUACUGAGGCCUGUUCUGAGAGAUGCACACACCAUUUGUAAUACCAGUAUAACAAAUAUUACAUUUGAAAUACAAGUAUAACAAAUAUUACAUUUGAGAUACAAGUAUAACAAAUAUUACAUUUGAAAUACAAGUAUAACAAAUAUUACAUUUGAAAUACAAGAAUAACAAAUAUUACUUUUGUGUGAAAAUGUACUUUUACGUCACCUUUGAUAAAAGCAUUCAUAACACUAAAGUUAUAGUCUUGUGAUAUUGUAGUGUUGUUACCUAUGCUUUGCUUGGAUUAUAUUCUUACAGUAAACACAAGAACACAAACUUUGGCUCUUUCUAGAACGUU
This is a messenger RNA of Clupea harengus (Atlantic herring), 1522 nucleotides long. RefSeq names its product N-acetyltransferase 9 (gene nat9). Lineage: Eukaryota; Metazoa; Chordata; Actinopteri; Clupeiformes; Clupeidae. Gene Ontology annotation, molecular function: N-acetyltransferase activity. The record is from RefSeq and is a predicted model, not a curated record.